Necator americanus (New World hookworm) is the source of this 405-nucleotide messenger RNA. RefSeq lists its product as uncharacterized. Bases 1 to 405 code for a protein of 134 amino acids. The transcript is spliced from 4 exons. The record is from RefSeq and is a predicted model, not a curated record. NCBI's taxonomy places the organism in Eukaryota, Metazoa, Nematoda, Chromadorea, Rhabditida, Ancylostomatidae.
AUGUGUUUCAACGACAAUCGUUGGACCAGAGCCGUAAGCGGGUGGAUACCACGCGACAUCAAAAGUACCGAUCCUAUGGACAGACCUUCAGACCGAGAAGAGAAGCCAGUGGGUGCAAAAAUGUAUCCUUCGAUGUUUGGGCUGUUAUGUGUGAUGCUGUUCGUGUCCGGCUUUCUACAAAUCCAGUCACUUCCAUCAACGUAUUUAUGCAAAGGUAGAAAGCGAGGAGAGAAUUGCUUUGUUAUGGUGAAUUUGCUACGGGGCCCACAUCAGUCGCCCAAUUGGAGCAUAUCAUCAUGGAAUCGAGCGUUGAAUCAGCAAAAAGCCUAUCAGCAAUUAUUCCAAGACUUCCGACGCCGAAAGAGAUCCGUGAAAUACGUGAGGUGGCAGCAGAAUCGGUUGUGA